AUUUCACCAUAUGGUAGUAGUUCAUGCCGUUUCAACAUGGUUCUGUGCGAAAAGAUGAAUAAAGUUGGUCAAAAACUAMGAUAUCUGAUGCUUCGUCCCUCUUAAGCUUAUGAUUUUCUUAAAACAAAGGCAUUGAUUUAGUACCAAUGGGGACAGGAAAUUCUAAAGAACCAAAACCUAAAUACUGCAAUCACUCGCCACUGCCUGAAGACUCUGUACAAUAUGCAGGUUCAAGGUACACCUACUUACUUUGUCAGGUACAAGUACAGUUGUCAUCGAAUAUGACUUUUGGAUUCUCUGGUGGCCGUCCAAUGGUAACAACUAACAUUGAUAGCUACUACCAAAUGCUGUCUCAAUACUGCCAACAAGGAUACACUCUGAAUACAUUUUAUCGAGUGCCUUUUGUUGCACAGGCAUCAGGCUUUGGCUCGGUUGUCAUGCCUUAUGAAGCYAUGUUUUCAAAACCAGCAGAUGGGUCUUUGCCUGAUGGAGGUGUACAAUAUGACUUAAGAAUUGAAAAGUCACUAAUGCAUGUUCAGGCCAUGAAUUUUGGUGUAAUAACAGGGACACGUGGUGUAGUUGCCAAUACAAGUGACAUAAUCCAAAAGAUAGCACAGCAUUCCAGCCAGGGUGGAAGACUGAUAUGCGUAGAGAUGGUAUGGGUGUUGACUUAUUAUUCAGGAUCCCUCGCACUCCAAAUUCUACAUUAUACAGCUAUCAGUGUGUCAAUAUACCAAUAGGAUUUCGAGUUAAUCCUGGYUUUUCUUCAUCUGUGAGUGUUGAAUGUGACUUCAUGGGAAAUUUUGCAGCAUAUUUGAAUCAAGGCUGGAAACUUGUAGAGAUAUUUCUAGACCAAGGCAUGCAAGCUCAUGGAGCCUUCACAAUGUCAGCACAAAUGAACUCAGUGUGGUUUUUUGAGAAAGAGACUGMCAAGGUUAAUGAUGCAACCCCUGUUUAUGAAGGAACUAUUAUAACUUACGAGCAUAUAAUUAAGAGCGGUUUUGGUGGCGUGAAGGUUAAAAGUGAUUGGUCACCAUUACUCCAGCAAAUGGGGGAGAGAGGCUGGGAACUAGCAUGCCUGUUGGAAACUCCACAACAACAAAGGACGGGAUUCACUACAGCGAGUGUUACAAUUCUGUUUUUCUUUCAACGAAAAAUAAUUCGCUAAUGAUGAAAAGAUGUAUAUUAAAUUUAUUCUGAAUAAUACACAAAURUAUAUUUUAUCAGGUUACUCUUGCACGCAGACGUAGAAUGAGGAUAUUGAAUUUCGAAGGAUUAGAUAUAGAUGGGCGCCAAUGUUUACGUUUUAGCUAAUUUGCAUAAAAGUCAGAAAUCGAAUUUCAAGAAACAAGAAAAUCAAGCCCAUAAAUGAAAAGAACUCAUAACUGUUAAMAAUUCCUGCAAAUUUGAAGGCAAUUGGUUAAAUAUUUCUAGAGAUAUCAAGCGUCGAAUUUGCAAGAUUUUCUAAAGAAAUGACCGUGGUUGGCAUUAUUUUGCCAACCACUGAAUGUUUUCUAUAGAUUUUGUAGUUUUCAAAUGCCGAUAUCUCGAAAUGUAAAAAAGCGUUUGCCCUAAAAUUUUCAGGUUUUGUUGACAUUAAUAUAAUCUUGAAUGGUAUGAGUUCAGAUUGCUUAUAUUUUGAAUUUUAUAUUUCGGAUGUAAACAAACUGCGUCAUCGUACGCCCACCUAUAAGAUGUAAGAUAUGGGAUCCUGAAGUGACUAUAUAAAAAAAACUCUUUGUAGUCAAAAAGAGUUGUCCUAGUGGUGCGGAACGUUCCUACACUUUGAAAUGUUAUACUAAAUAAAAGUCUGAAUCUGAA
Molecule: messenger RNA, 1821 nt
Organism: Exaiptasia diaphana
Lineage: Eukaryota; Metazoa; Cnidaria; Anthozoa; Actiniaria; Aiptasiidae
Product: raftlin
Source: RefSeq, a predicted model, not a curated record